Messenger RNA from Lucilia sericata (common green bottle fly), 2063 nucleotides. RefSeq names its product organic cation/carnitine transporter 7. NCBI's taxonomy places the organism in Eukaryota, Metazoa, Arthropoda, Insecta, Diptera, Calliphoridae. The record is from RefSeq and is a predicted model, not a curated record. The coding region runs from base 222 to 1883 and encodes 553 amino acids. Gene Ontology annotation, biological process: transmembrane transport. The transcript is spliced from 11 exons. Gene Ontology annotation, molecular function: transmembrane transporter activity.
AGAUACACCAACCUGCAACUGAAGUUAGUAAGUUGUUAGACUACAAGCGCAAAAGUAUUGCUUCUCAAUGGAAAAAGGAAUUUGACCAAUUUAAAUUAUUGGAGUUAAAAUGUGGUUUUAGGAAAUAAUUUUAAAAAUCGUAUAAUUGGUGUGGAUCAGUCAGUAAGUCAGCAUUAGGAUAUUUAUCAAAGAAAACUGUGAGAAAAUAGAGGGUGAUAAAAAUGGUUGGAAUAAUAACGAAUACAGCUGAAAAUGAUAAGGGCGAUCAUAAAGCUCGAUCAGCUGAAGAUGAUAAAACGCCAGCUGAUUUCGAAAAAGCUAUAUCAACUGCGGGCUUUGGGCGUUUCAAUAUAUUUUUAUUGCUGGUAGCAUGCCCGGCCGCAAUGGCUUCAGUUGUUGAAACGGCCGUUAUAUCAUAUAUCCUUCCCAGUGCAGAAUGCGAUUUAAAUUUGAAUCUUCUUGAUAAAGGCAUCCUAAAUGCCAUAACUUAUUGUGGUAUGAUAAUAUCGGCCAUCGGUUGGGGUUAUUUAUCUGACAAGAAAGGCCGAAAGAAACUAUUGGUGUUUGGUUACCUGAUGGAUGUCAUUUGUGUUCUUUGUGGAGCCAUGAGUCAAAAUGUUACACAAUUAAUGAUUUCGAAAUUCUUUGGUGGUCUUGUUAUGUGUGGACCAUUCGCUGUACUGAUGUCAUAUUUGACAGAAUUCCAUGGUACUGAACAUAGGCCCCGUAUUAUGAUGUUAAUUGGCAUAAUGUUUUCUAUGGCCUCUAUUUUGCUACCGGUUUUAGCAUUGUUAAUUUUGCCAAACGAAUGGAAUUUCCGUGUGUUUAACAUGAACUUCCAUUCCUGGCAAGUUUAUUUUGCAAUUUGUUGCAUACCGAGUCUUUUAAGUGGUAUUCUCUUAACAUUAUUUCCGGAAAGUCCAAGAUUUUUAAUGUCACAAGGUCGAAAUGCGGAAGCUUUAAAAGUUUUCCAAAAAAUAUUUGCCAUUAAUAAAGGACAACCAGCAGAAAAUUAUCCAAUCAAACAUCUUGUCAAUGAAAAUCCCAACCACAAAGACUCUGAUCCCCCAGAUAAUAUUAGUAUAGCAACAAUUGAAGCUGCCAUCACUACUGCCAAAACUGAUAAGGACCAAAAAUCGAAUACAAUCAACAAUAUUGUGCCACCUCAACUAAAAGUGCCUACUGGUUUUAAGCCGCUUUUCUUUAAGCCUUAUUUAGGAAUGUGCAUAAUUGUGAAUGUUUUAAACUUUUUUAUAUUAUUAGGACAAAAUACCAUACGCUUAUGGUUACCUCAGCUAUUCGCAUCAUUACAUGAAUAUGAACAAAUAUCGAGUGAGGCCACCAGCAUGUGUUCGAUUUUAGAAUAUAGUGUUAAUAAGACACAAAUGGUACAAACGGUUCAGAAUCCUGUGGAUAGUUGUGUUGUGGUUAUUACACCUGCGACUUAUACAAAUAAUAUUAUUGUGGCUGUAACAGGACUUAUCGCUUAUUUAGUGGCCGGUUCGCUAAUCAAUGCUUUAGGCAAUAAACGUAUACAAGUUUUUGGUCUCCUAAUUGCUGGUACAAGUGGUAUUGCUCUUUUCUGGUCCUCAUCGGCAUUAACAACACUCAUUAUAUCCUCAUUAUACGUUUGUAUGGGAAGUAUUUCUUCAACAUCGGCUAUCGGAACAUCGGUUAAUUUGUUUCCAACUUCAUUAAGAACUAUGAUUGUUUCAUUAUCAAUGAUGUUUGGUCGUAUGGGUUCCAUUACGGGUAAUGUACUAUUUCCCGUUUUCAUGUCGUUUGGCUGUAUUCCGCCAUUUGUAAUGGUUGGUGCUGUAAUGUACAUUGGAGCUAUUUUAUCUGCUUUACUGCCAAGUACAAAGAAAAUCGAGCUUAAAUAAAAAAGAUUUUCUAUAAUUUAUUUCCUAAAUAGUCUAAUUUGUAUAAAUAAAUAUUAUAAAUAUUGUGUAAAUAUGUCCAUACUUUUUUUACAAAAAUAUGUUUAAUUAAUAUGUUUAAUAUUAGAUUUAUUUAAGAUAAAUAUCACAAAAUAAAAUUGCAAUGUUUAAAAUUCCAACAAA